AUGGGACAUUCAAAAAUUCAAACAAACGCUAAAAUAGCACCAGAAUUGGAGCAUCCAGAUGAAGUGCAGCGCAACGGUAUCUCAUUCUUGGACCUGCCGCGAGAGCUGCGUGCGAUGAUAUACAAAUAUAUCCCCGAUAAUCAUGGCGCUUUCAGCUACGACAUUCGCAUGAACCGCUCGAGACCCCAUUGGCUACCAUCAACUGUUGGCAGCCAUAUGAAUGGAAAUUUAUUCGACGAAAAGUAUGGCAAUCCUGGUGUCGCACUCGGCAACGGGGCACACUGCUUUGCCAUCCUUCUGACCUGCCGAACCAUCUACUCAGAAGCCUUACCGAUACUAUACGCGAGCACUCCACUAGGGGUCUGGCGCCCCAUGUACGACUACGGUGGUUCCACAAAGUAUCCCGAUUUUGUUGCGAAAGUAUUCAAUUCACUGCCUGUUCAUGCAAGCCAAUAUAUCCGGACUCUGCAACUGCAAGGAGAGUUCUUUCAUCGCAGCAUGCAAACGCUUUUGACAUCAGCAAUUAUCAAAUUGCCUUCUUGGAGGAUCUUGGAGAUUGGUUUGGAUCCUCAUUACGAAGACCAUACAAGGAAACACUGGUUUGACGGCCGCGGUGCACGGCAAUCAUGGCCUGCCUUUGCGACUUUACACUCAGUAGCUCAACACCUCGACAGCAUCAGUAUCACCGUUUCUCCUCCAGAAGAUGGAGUGCAUACUCGUAUACUCUCUUCGACUCAACCCAACAGUGUCUCAAUUUCUGGCACCGCGUAUCGACAGUUUCUGUGGUUGCAGUUACAAUUAUUGGUGAUGCGAAUCGAGCUCACGAUAUACGGUGCCCUUUUGAAUGGAGAUUUCAAAUCUGGCAUGGAGUUUUUCAUGGACACAUUGCUGGAAAGAGAAAAUUUGUUUGAGAUUUUUCAGAGGAGUAAAUUGAUUGAUGAAUGUAUUGCGGGGACUGCAAAGUUCAGACUUGAGGAUCAGAAAGAUUGGUUGAGAGGGAUUACUGGAAGGACUUUUGAGGUUGAUGAGAAGGAGAGGAGGGUUAAUGUGAUAUCUGAGAGGAAGGCAGAGAUGAAAUGGUGUAAGGUGACUUAUACGUCGGCUCCAAGGGGACAGUGUAUGGUGGAUGAAGGCGAUGCACUAUAG
This is a messenger RNA of Aureobasidium melanogenum CBS 110374, 1146 nucleotides long. RefSeq lists its product as uncharacterized. The coding region runs from base 1 to 1146 and encodes 381 amino acids. NCBI's taxonomy places the organism in Eukaryota, Fungi, Ascomycota, Dothideomycetes, Dothideales, Saccotheciaceae. The transcript has a single exon. The record is from RefSeq and is a predicted model, not a curated record.